Molecule: messenger RNA, 621 nt
Organism: Onychomys torridus (southern grasshopper mouse)
Lineage: Eukaryota; Metazoa; Chordata; Mammalia; Rodentia; Cricetidae
Product: cornifin alpha
Exons: 2
Coding region: 64-477 (137 amino acids)
Source: RefSeq, a predicted model, not a curated record
ACAGGAUCACGCUAACAGAGAGCCUGCUCUUCUCUGCAUAUUAGGACCAAGUGCUAUUCAAACAUGAGUUCCCAUCAGCAGAAGCAGCCCUGCACUGCCCCACCUCAGCUGCAACAGCAUCAGGUGAAACAGCCUUGCCAACCACCACCCCAGGAACCUUGUGUCCCCAAAACCAAGGAGCCCUGCAACCCUAAGGUUCCUGAGCCCUGCAACCCCAAGGUUCCAGAGCCCUGCCAGCCUAAGGUGCCUGAGCCCUGCCAGCCUAAGGUGCCUGAGCCCUGCCAGCCUAAGGUGCCUGAGCCCUGCCAGCCUAAGGUGCCUGAGCCCUGCCAGCCUAAGGUGCCUGAGCCUUGCCAGCCUAAGGUGCCUGAGCCCUGCCAGCCCAAGGCUCCUGAGCCCUGCCACCCAGUUGUUCCUGAGCCAUGCCCAUCAACCGUCACUCCAGAACCAUGUCAGCAGAAGACAAAACAGAAGUAAUGUCGUCCACAGCCAUGCCUUGAAGACCUGAUCACUGGAAGCCAAGGCCACUUUCCAUUCUGCUUAUGAGUACCUUUGCUCUGUGCUUCACAUGCUGUGACCAUAGGUCUUAAUCCCUCCCUCCUUCCACCACCUAAAAUGAUG